UGGGAUUCAGUCCGAAUGGAAACGCGCGCGCAAAAUUCAAACUAGAAUUUCACUCAACGAAGGCGGUUGUGCCGCGGAAAAACGGAAAAGUCGUAGCUGGAAAAUACAACAGCGAUCUGAACAUAGUGCUAGUGCGAUUUUGAGUGCUAGAGCGAGUGCGGGAACCGCUCAUUAAACCCCGAAUGGGUGCACAAUAAAAAGUUUUUCAGACCCGGCCAUUGAAAAGUGAGUGUGUGUGCGCGUGUGUUUAUUAUAUUCCCGCUGCCAUUGUCAUCGGAACUGGAGCUCUUGGCACAGAGAGUGCCAGAGUUGCUUAAAUGCCCAUCUAAGUGGCAGGCGUUUAAUCAAGUCAAGUCCCAGUCGCCGAAGCCAGCCACCAUCUCCAUCUUCGAAGCCGUCGGUGUCACAAAAGAGUCGAGGAAGGGCGAAAAGCUACUCCUAGCUUCCUUACAUACCGGGCCAGGGCACCCCGGGCACAUUCACGAAAUUCCCAGUGAAAACAUAGACAUAAAUUAACAACUAAUUCAAUUAACUGCCGACAACGUCAACGAGCGGCUGCAGCGGGAAAAGCCCUGCCAGAGGACCUGUGUGCGGGAAGUGCGGCUUCGAGCCGGGUGCCGAGCACUGCAACGCCGCAGGAUAUGCGGCCGGCUGCCUAGGAGGAAUUCCUUGUGCGAGCCUCCUACUUCACGCGGAAACAGCUUCAGUUGCAGUUGCUGCAGAGGCACUUCCAGAGGCAGCCAUGAGCGAGCAGAUUGGCACCACCAAUGGGAGUAGUUCCAGCACCACGGGCCACACGGCCUCUACUGCCAUCGCCGAAAGUGCAGCGGAGAGCGGUCCGGACUUUGACGCCCUGCGAGUUGCCUGCGAAACGCGGCUAAAUGGUAGCGGUCAUCUUUCGGGCAGCGGUGGACCCCGCUGCGCCGGCACCUUUGAUGGCUGGCUUUGUUGGCCGGAUACGGCCGCCGGCACUUCCGCCUACGAACUCUGCCCGGACUUCAUCACGGGUUUCGAUCCAACAAGAUAUGCGCAUAAGGAGUGCGGACUCGAUGGCGAGUGGUUCAAGCAUCCGCUGACCAAUAAAACAUGGUCCAACUACACCACCUGCGUGAAUCUCGACGACCUUGAGUGGAAGCACAAUGUAAACCUGAUCUACGAGAUUGGCUACGGCAUCUCGCUGCUGGCCAUCCUGCUCUCGUUGGCCAUAUUGGGUUAUUUCAAGUCCCUGAAGUGCGCCCGCAUCACGCUCCACAUGAAUCUGUUUGCCUCGUUUGCCGCCAACAACUCCCUGUGGCUAAUAUGGUAUCUGCUGGUCAUGCCCAACACGGAGCUGCUGCAGCACAGUCCGGUCCGCUGCGUGGCGCUACACAUCAAGCUGCACUACUUCCUGCUGUCGAACUACUCGUGGAUGCUGUGCGAAGGAUUCUACCUGCACACGGUCCUGGUGGCGGCUUUCAUUUCGGAAAAGCGCCUGGUCAAAUGGCUGAUCGCCUUCGGCUGGGGCUCGCCGGCUCUCGUCAUAUUUGUGUACAGCCUGGCCCGCGGUUUGGGCGGCACGCCCGACGAGAAUAUGCACUGCUGGAUGAACUCCACCGACUAUGAUAAUAUCCUCGUGGUACCUGUCUGUAUCUCCAUGUUCCUCAACCUCCUGUUCCUGUGCAAUAUUGUGCGUGUGGUCCUGCUGAAGCUAAAUGCUCCGGCCAGCAUCCAGGGCAGCUGCGGACCAUCCCGAACAGUCCUGCAGGCAUUUCGGGCCACGCUGCUGCUGGUUCCCCUGCUUGGCCUCCAGUACAUCGUUACGCCGUUUCGCCCGGCGCCCGGACAUCCCUGGGAGAAUACAUACGAAAUCAUCUCGGCGUUUACGGCCUCGUUCCAAGGUCUGUGCGUGGCCACUUUGUUCUGUUUCUUCAACGGCGAGGUGAUUGCCCAAGUGAAGCGCAAGUGGCGGAUGAUGUGCUUCAGCAACCGGCCGCGGACAAACUCCUACACAGCCACUCAGGUCUCGUUCGUGCGCUGCGGACCGCCACUGCCAGGAGAGGAGAAGGUAUGACUAAAGGAUAUGUCGGCCAAGCGACGAGCCUCCUCCGGCCCCCAUCAUCACCACCACCAGCAGAACCCGGAUCACCAGCCCUCAGAUCAGCAUCGAGCCCGCAGCCAGAGCCUGGCCAGUUCGUCGACCUUCCUCGAAGGCUGGCGCAAUCGGAUGCCGUUCCUAAAGCACCGCCAAACCAUCGACAACUCCCGCCAGUGCCAGCCGCUGAUGGAGGAGCGCGAACUGACACUGGCACCAGCCAAAUCCGAGGUGGGUGUGGCCGAUAGGCCGACAUUGAUGACAACCAUAGCAGAGGAUGUGGCCGAAGCGGUGGCAGCUGGGACAUCACAGGAACCGGCAGCUGGGGACACUGCGGAUUCACGGACGACCGGCGAUGGCCAACAGCCCAAUACCAAUCCCAGUCUCAGUUCCAAUGGCAUGGGCACAGUCAUCGUGCGAAUGGAGGGGGCUGGCCAACAGCACAUGGCCGAUGAGGCGCUCUAGGUUAAAACCCUGCGAGUCACACAACAUCUCAUAGUUUAAGCCGCUGAAAUACCAAAACCAAAACAGGUCAAAAACCCGAGCCCCACCAAUAUUAGCAGCAGACCCUUAGAACCCAGGAUGUUCCUGAAGUAAAUGGAGGUUUCAAAGUCAUAAUUCGGGUGCCCUAAAGUAUGUUAUGUUCUUUUUACUACUUUUCUUGUAAAAGAUUUUUAAUAGUUUUUUAGGGUAUAUUUAAUUUUUCCCCUUCAAUAUUUUAUGGCAUACUCGCAGCCACCCAAAGUAUAGCUCUUACAACUUCCACAUACUUUAAUGACGCCCUCAGAAAAUUCCUGGGCCAGCUGGCGGCUAAAAUGAAAUUCGCUGCAUUCUGCAGCCGGCUAAAUGUUAAGUUUUCAUAGUAUAUUCCUCAGUUUUUCUUGGUUUCCUCAGAAUGCAAAAUGCGAAAUGAAUUUCAGCCUCCGGCCGGUGAAUGCAAACAUAUUUAUUGUACCUUUGAAUGUAAGAAUUUACUUGGAUAUCAAAUAUCAUUGUUGUUUUAAGUGUUAAGUGUAUCCUAGGACAGACCCAGACGCAGCACGCUCCCCUUCCCCGCAUAUAUAUAUCCCUCUCUCUCUGUGGUAAGCUGAGCUUUCUGGCAAUCGCUUUUAGUGUGUCUAUGAAUGUACGCAGAUGUAAUAAAAUUUUAAUUAUA
Messenger RNA from Drosophila kikkawai, 3227 nucleotides. It is a transcript of the gene Dh31-R, whose product is annotated as Diuretic hormone 31 Receptor. Gene Ontology annotation, cellular component: plasma membrane. Lineage: Eukaryota; Metazoa; Arthropoda; Insecta; Diptera; Drosophilidae. Gene Ontology annotation, molecular function: calcitonin receptor activity. Gene Ontology annotation, biological process: cell surface receptor signaling pathway; adenylate cyclase-modulating G protein-coupled receptor signaling pathway. The record is from RefSeq and is a predicted model, not a curated record.